AUGGUCUGCAGCCAGACCAUAAAAGACCAGUCGGUGUGUGCCAAGACCUUCUGUGGUGCAGGGAGAGAGUGUGUAUCGACUGACAGAGGAGAGCCAGUGUGUCGAUGUUUACAGCAGUGUGACGUGUCAGAGCACUGGGUGUGUGGCAGUAAUGGGAGGUCAUACCGGAACCACUGUGAGCUGCACAGGGAGGCCUGUGUCACCCAGACCAAGAUACACCUGCAGCACAGAGGACACUGUAGCAUGCAAAUGUCCCAUCCUGUGUCUUUGUGCUGUACAGUGGUGUGUUUCCUGUCUGAUCGGGAUUGGCUGAGAGCCAGAGUGAUCCAGUGGAUUCAGGAGGAGGUGGAGUCCGGUGACAGCCUGGCCUCAAACAGGUCCUCAGCGAACGACCUGCUGCAGAUGUACUUCCAGACCUAUGAUAACGGGGAUUCCCGGCUUGAUUCAAAAGAAUUCCUGAGGUUCCUGCAGCACAAUGAGACGUCCCUCAACCUCACACACAGCAGUAAUCAAGAGAAUAACCUGCUACUGAGGUCUCUCUGUGUCGAUGCUCUCAUAGAGCUGUCAGAUGAAAAUGCUGACUGGAAGCUCAGUUUAACUGAGUUCAUCAACUGUCUGACACCCGACUACCAGCCACCUGAAAGACAGUGUGCUCUAGAGGAUGAGGUGUUUGAGGAUGGAGCUGAAACUCAGAUGGAGUGCAACAAGUGUGUGUGUGCCUGUGGGAACUGGGUCUGCACUGCUCUGACCUGCGAAGGAGAGCAUCAGGUAGAGAAUGAUGUGAGCGAGGGAGGAGAAGAGGAAGAGAUGACAGAAGAGGAGUGGAGCAGAAGAGUGGCUGAACUCAACGCUGUACAGGAGACAGCUGCCAUGGAGACGUAA
Myripristis murdjan (pinecone soldierfish) is the source of this 882-nucleotide messenger RNA. Its product is annotated as follistatin-related protein 1-like. Gene Ontology annotation, molecular function: protein binding. Lineage: Eukaryota; Metazoa; Chordata; Actinopteri; Holocentriformes; Holocentridae. Bases 1 to 882 code for a protein of 293 amino acids. Gene Ontology annotation, cellular component: extracellular region. Gene Ontology annotation, biological process: cell differentiation; multicellular organism development; regulation of BMP signaling pathway. The record is from RefSeq and is a predicted model, not a curated record. The transcript has 9 exons.